AUGGGCGGUCACUAUGUGGAGCCUCCACUUACCCGCUCCAGUGCAUCCGCGAAAGCUUCGCGGACCCCGUUCAGCCAAGUGCCGAAUCCAUUGGCCACGGCCUCGCUGCCAUCGAUUGCGCUGGCGCAAUGGAUGCAGCCCAUGAUCUCACUGGGCUCGCGGCAGAUUCUGGAGCUCGACGAUAUGUGGCCCGUGUGUCCGUCCGACGCCUGCGAGGCACUCGAGCAACGGUUCCGACGAGUGUACGAGCCGCAUCGGCGACAAGUGUUUGGCCUGUCACCGGUGUUUGUGGCGUACUUGAGGACAUUCCAGACGCAGAUCAGUACGUACGUGACGAAAGCUCUGCUGGGGUUCCUGAAUGGCGAGGAGAAUGUGUUUCAAAUUGAGAGCGGCUACUGGCUGGUGGCGAUGAUGACCGGAAGCUCACUGGUGGCGGUGUGCGCACUUAAUUAUCUGUUCUUCGUGGCGUCACGAAUCGGCUCCAACAUGCGCUCGUUGACCAUGUCCCUGGUGUACGAGAAGGCGCUGAAGUUGUCCAGUGCGGCCAGGCAGGAGUACACGACGGGCGAGAUUUUGACGCUCAUGAGUGUGGAUACGGAGCGCGUUUUCACUGCAAUGGUGCAGGGCCCGUGGCUCGUUAUGGGACCGCUAGCGUUUGUUGUAUCGUGCGUGUUGAUUGGGUUCCUCUUCGACUUUUACGCUGCUCUGGCCGGCGCGGUCGUGCUCACUGCCGUUAUGGUCAUUUCCGUUCAACAAGGAGACCGCAUUGCUGACCUGCAGAGAAGAUUGUUGCAAGUUAUUGAUGAACGAGUGAAGGUGACGUCCGAGGGGUUGCAGGGCAUCCGCGUCAUGAAGUUCUAUGCGUGGGAAGACUCCCUGGCCCAGCGCGUGGAGAAGCUCCGAGUCCGAGAAGUGGGUCUGCUGCGCAAGUUCCACUCGUACCAGGUGAUCAACACGGUCAUGCUGUUCAUCACGCCGACGUUCCUAUCGGGCGCUACGCUGGGCACGUACGUGUUGAUUCGACACACGAUCACGGUGGUAGAGGCGUUCACGCUGGUGGCCAUGGUCAACAUCAGUCGAGCAGCACUGAACCAGCUACCACUAGCGAUCGGCGGCUUGUCAAAGGCGAAGAUUGCCUACUCCCGCAUUGAUGCGUUCCUGUCCAGUAGCGAAGUGGCGACUGUACCAUCGAGUUCAGGUAAAGCGGUUCAGUCUACCCCGACAAGCAAAGCACCUCUUCUUUCAGCAUACACCGAAGAGGAGAAAGUUGCUGUUGGUCGUGGGUAUAUUUCCAUCCGGGACGGAUCAUUCGAAUGGCCGGCAAAUUUGAAUGGAGGUGACGUCGUAGUGGUGACUCCAGCAGAAGAAGAAGACACCCGACGUGAAUCACUUGAAAAACCUGCUAAUAGUCUCAGAACUAGUGGCCAUGCGGAUCAACAAUCACCUCUGUCCAGCAGCAAACAAGGGUUCCAGCUUCAGGGCGUAAAUAUCGAGAUCGAGCGAGGCUCGCUCGUGAUGAUCGUUGGAAAAGUCGGGUCGGGUAAAUCGAGCCUCGUGAAUGCCAUCCUCGGUGAAAUGCCGCGUACGUCGGGUAUGCUCGAGAUCAGUGGACGCGUGGCCUACGUCAGCCAAGACACUUGGAUCCGCAACGCUACUCUGCGUGACAACAUCCUCUUUGAGCAAGAAUACGACCCUGAAUUGUACGCGCGAGUGCUAGAGGCUUCACAACUGGCGAUGGAUUUGAAAGCGCUGCCGAAUGGAGACUCGACGGAGAUUGGAGAACGUGGAAUCAACUUGAGUGGCGGCCAGAAGGCUCGUGUGGCGAUCGCUCGCGCGAUGUAUCGAUCCGGAACGGAUGUGCUGCUUCUGGAUGACCCCUUGAGUGCAGUUGAUCCGCACGUUGCCCACGCGAUUUUUGACGAAUGCGUUGUGAAGUUAGCGACAGGUCAAACGCGAUUGUUGGUUUUGAACAGCCACUACGAUUUACUGGCCCGCGCAGACCACAUUGUGAUGGUGCACGACGGAGCUGUCGCCGCGCAAGGUUCUUACAAUAGUGUACUCGCCCAGUUCCCGCACUUGGCAACGCACGGCACCAGCAUUGAAGGAGAUGGCAAGAAUUCCAAUGACGAGACUUCUAGAGUUGACGAAGAAGGUAACGACGAUGUUUUACAGAUUGCUAGCGGCGACAACCAGAAUACGCAGACAGACCAAACUGAAAUCGCAAAGGCUGAGGUCAUAUUAGAGCCUGAGGCAAAAGAGGAUAAAGCUGCGGGGCGACUUAUCCGAGCUGAAGAUCGAGUGAAGGGAAAAGUGGGCGCGCGCGUGUACAAGACGUACUUCGACGAAACAGGAUACAACGGUCUGGUUGUCAUCUUAGUGAUUGUCCUGGCAUAUUGUGCUGGGCAAGCCGCGCGCACAGUGGUGGAUUGGUGGCCUGGCCAUUGGGCUCGCAACAUGCCGCGCCGGGGUGUGGAUCCAUCGUACUCGGGAACUACCUUCGGCAUGUGGUAUCUCGGUUUCCUCGUCCUUUGCACGGUGCUAUCCUUCGGUCGUGCCCUGAUGAUCAUCGAGUCGUGCGUUCGUUCUUCACAAAAUAUGCACGACGAGCUGUUCAGGCGCGUGUUACGAGCACCAGUGACGAGAUACUUCGACGUGACGCCCAUGGGGCAGAUUUUGAACCGCUUCUCGAAUGACUUGGACCAAAUGGACUCGAUCCUCCCUCAAGAGUACCAGUUGCUGCUUCAGAACGCAUCGUUGGCCCUGGGCGCGCUCAUUGUCUCGGCCUUUGCUUCCUACUGGAUUGGAGUGGCGUACAUUCCGAUCUUCCUCAUCUUUCUCUACAUCGGCCAGUACUUCAAAAAGUCUUCACGCGAGAUCAAGCGACUUGAGGGGGUGACGCGGACGCCCGUGUACAACCUCUUCAGUGAAACCCUGUCGGGUCUCGACACGAUUCGCGCGUUCCGCAUGGAGGACAACUUCACCAAGCAAAACCGACGAGUGGUGGACACCAACGCGAACUUGUACCUCACGUACUGGGCUGCGAGUCGAUGGCUGGCCACGCGGUUGGACUUCCUGUCGGUCGCGAUAAUAUUUAUUGUCUCGCUUUACCUCGUAGCUACCGCUGGAUCGGUUGGUUCGUUGACCUCUGGACUCUCACUCACGUACUCACUGAUGUUGACGUCAAUGGUGCAGUGGGUUAUGCGCUCGGUUGAUCGUACAGACAAUGCCAUGACCAGUGUCGAGCGACUACUGCACUUCCGCAAGAUCGAAAACGAGGAUUCUGCUGGCAAAACAAUCAGUGAGUUGACUCCCAAGGAUCCUCAAUCACCUGGAGGAGCAACUCUGUCAUGGCCGUCGCGUGGCACGAUUCGAUUUGAAGGUCUCUGUCUCCGCUACCGACCCGAACUCCCACUCGUGCUCAAGGGCGUCGACAUGGACGUCGCCGCCGGAGAGAAAGUCGGCAUCUGCGGACGCACGGGCGCCGGCAAGUCCUCGCUCAUGGUCGCGCUCUUCCGCAUCUGCGACUUCGACAGCGGUCGCGUGCUCAUCGACGACGUGGACAUCUCGAGCGUGAACCUGCGCGAGCUGCGCCGCAGCCUGGCCAUCAUCCCGCAGGACCCCGUGCUGUUCAGCGGCCCGCUGCGAGAGAACCUGGACCCGUUCCACGAGUACGCGGACGAGCGCAUCUGGCGCGUGCUGCAGCAGGUGCACAUGGCCGAGAGCCUGCGUCGCUGGGGCGCGGGCCUCGACUUCGAGGUGGCCGAGGGCGGAGACAACCUGUCGGUGGGCCAGCGUCAGCUGAUCUGCGUCGGCCGCGCGCUGCUCAAGGACAGCAAGGUCGUUGUGCUGGACGAGGCCACGGCCAACGUCGACACGGCCACGGACGCGCUCAUCCAGUCGACCAUCCAGGACACGUUCCAGGCCAAGACGGUGCUCAUCAUCGCGCACCGCAUCCACACCAUCAUGCACUGCGACAAGAUCGCGGUGAUGGAUGCGGGCCGCGUGGCCGAGUUCGGCUCUCCUUUGGAGCUGCUGGCGAGGCCGCAGUCCGUGUUCGCUGCGUUGGCCAAGCGAUCGGGAACUGUAUAA
Molecule: messenger RNA, 4089 nt
Organism: Phytophthora sojae
Lineage: Eukaryota; Oomycota; Peronosporomycetes; Peronosporales; Peronosporaceae
Product: multidrug resistance protein ABC superfamily
Exons: 2
Coding region: 1-4089 (1362 amino acids)
Biological process (GO): transmembrane transport
Cellular component (GO): membrane
Molecular function (GO): ABC-type transporter activity; ATP binding; ATP hydrolysis activity
Source: RefSeq, a predicted model, not a curated record